This is a messenger RNA of Adelges cooleyi (spruce gall adelgid), 1406 nucleotides long. RefSeq lists its product as uncharacterized. The coding region runs from base 131 to 838 and encodes 235 amino acids. The record is from RefSeq and is a predicted model, not a curated record. The transcript is spliced from 3 exons. Lineage: Eukaryota; Metazoa; Arthropoda; Insecta; Hemiptera; Adelgidae.
GUUCAGUGUUAGUGCACUUGUCUGUGGCCGGACCAGUUUUGGUAUAGAGAUAUUAAAUUUUAAUCGAGUGUCGUUUGUUUUAGCACCAGAAAAAUUAUACAACAAAAACACACAUAAUAAUAAUAUAGUAAUGACCGUGUACUAUUCGGUUGUCGUUGCCGUUUACUUGGCCGUCGGUUGUGGUCGCUUGCUGCCAUCGGUCGCCAGGCUGGCAAAGAACGACGAAAAGUGUCCGGAAGUCCGAGCUAGAAGUAAUUGCGACUUGGACGCCAUAAAAGGAACGUGGAACGUAAUCGACUACUAUGCCAGUUCGGAAGAAGCGCAGAUCUACAGAUGCAUGAGAUCCACGUUUAACUUGUCACCGGACGUUCCGGAAAUAUCCAUGGACUUUACGUACAGCUAUGUGGAUGACCCGGACAACGAGCAGCUGUCCGGUAACAUCACUUGGAACAUACCGGACAUGAGUCAACCCGGUCACUGGAUACACAUGGAGACCCCGUACGAAGGCGUUUACAACACGUACGUGCUGGACUGUAAGGACACGUGGGCGGUGUUGCUCCAUUGCGCGGAAAAGCCGUCCAGUCCGCGGUACCUGUCCACCAUACUGCUGUCCAGGGACAAGGCGGUGCCGGUGAACGUGCGCAGUUACGUGCGAGGGAAAUUGCCCAAGUACGGUGUGCAGCUCGAGUACACGUUUCCCAUGGUCCAGGACGAUUGCAGCCCAGCCGUGAAUCCGCUGUACUACGGGACGCCCAAUAAUAAAGCGUCGCCCGCAAAGAAGGUCAAGAACCCGAUGUCGCACGUGCACAACGCCGGCGAAACGGAUACGCGCAUUUAAAUGAUUUGGCCGCCCGGCCCUAUGCCGAACGUCACUAAUGUCACCAAAUAGAGUGCACCUGUAUAGUGUAUAUUAUUAUUAUAUAUGUAUGUGUUGACCAAGAGCCUGUAUUGUUGCCUGUACACCCAUUCGACCUAAACGCACACACUUUUUGGAUUGGGCCUGUCGAAAAGAAAUUUAUCCGGCGCAGAGUAUUUCGUUAUAAUUCCAACACACAAACUCACAUCGACGCGUUUUUGGUGAAAGUAGUUUUUUUAAUUUUUUAAACCAGUGAUAAAACAGCAAAAGUCGAUAUGCUACGUUUUUGAAAUAAUAGGUAUUUUAAAUUGUGGACAAACGACGAAUGAUUUGAUUAAAUACCCAUACAUUAAUACACAAACGAUAAUUCAAUAACGACACGUCCAUUGUAUAUGUAAUCAUAUUUUGUACGCGAUUAUAACAAAUUAUGCAUAGUGUUUUUAUUAAAUAACUUGAAAUAGUUUGGGUUGUGUGAGCGUCAUAAACGGCAUAAAAAAAACAAUAAUGUUGUUGUUUGCACCAAUGAUCGAAAUUACCUUUUAUAUUUUUA